AUGAAGGUUUUUGCUAUAAUGGCUUUGUUGCUAAUAGCAGCAUACUCUCAAACAAAUGAAAUAGACGUUGUAUUGAAGAUGCUUGCUGAUUUAAAAAAUGGUACAAUCAAGCAAUUGUAAGAAUUGGAAAGUGAUUGGGCAACCACAUAAUAUGUAAUGUGUAUAAUAUGACUUUCGAUCAGCAAAAACAAGACAUUGUUAAUGAUUUAUAGCGUUCAGCAUCAACUUAAAGAGGUGAAUGCAAUAGAAGAGAUUAAGAAUGGGCAAAUAAAGAACGUGACAUUAGAAUAACACUUAGCUAUAUUAAUUGGCUAGAGAAAAGAAUUAAAGAGAAUAAUGAAAGACUUUAAAGAUUAGAUGUGAACAGAUGUGAAUCAAAUGCUAAUUUCAUUAAUGAUAUCAAGAAUUCAAAGAAAACACUUAAUUUAAUUGCUUUCCUUAGAAGAGCUGUGAAAAAUGCAAAAGAAGUACAUUAUUAUGCAAUAUAAGACUGAUUUACCUACACUAUUAUAAUCUGCUUAAUUCAUUCAACUCAAAUCCUUCUUGGCUGAAGAUGGAGAAGAACCAGAAGUGACAUCUGAAGAUAAUGAGCCACCUCAUGUUUAUGAUGAAGUAACUGAGACUCCUGAAGAAACAUCAGUUACUGAAGAUGUAGAAUAAGAAGUAGAAACUUCUGCUGCUCCAGAAGAAGGAGUAGAAGCAGCUGAUCAUGAAAUAGAGGAAGCAUAAUAAGUAGAUGAAACAGAAUAACCAGUACCUGAACAUCCUUUAGAAGCUGAAGAAAAGGCUACUAAUGAAUAAUUAGCAAAGGAAGCAGCAGCAUUUAAUAAAAUUAUUGAAAAGGGAUAAAAGGCCCCUGCUUAGGGUGGAUCUGGAAAAGAUUAUUCAUAAUUCACAGUUGCAUAAUAAGAGUUAUUAAACUUUUUGGAUAUCUUAGAAGAUUAAGUUAGAGGAUCAUUUGGAAAUAAACAAGAUAAUCAAGUCAAUUCAGCUAUGGGAUAUAGUGAUUUUAAAGGUUUGAUUACUAAAGAAAAUGAAACAUUUAGAGGACAUUUAGCUGCUGAAGAUGUUAAUUUGGUAUUCAAUUCAAAUUAUUAUAAAAUAGGAAAAAUUAUAGAACCAAUUGAUCACUAUUUUAUAAGCUACAGCUGCCUGCAAAGAUAGAUUAAAGAAGAUCUAAAAUUCUAUUGAUUUGGCUAAUGAAGUAUUUGUACCAUAAAUACUAUUAGGAUUUGGCUAAUGCUGAAGCACAUUUCAAAUCAGUUAGUGAAACUCUUCAAGAGGAAUAAAACACUUUUGAUGAUGUUUAUAGAAUUUACUCAAGCCAAGUAGGUUCUCAAAGUACCUCAUAUAAGAGAGAUGUUUAAUCCAAAAUUACAAAUUGAUUAUGU
This is a messenger RNA of Paramecium pentaurelia, 1391 nucleotides long. Lineage: Eukaryota; Ciliophora; Oligohymenophorea; Peniculida; Parameciidae. The record is from the annotation of a GenBank genome assembly.